CUCUCAGCCCCCCCAUGCUGCCGGCCCCCUCGGCACGCCUUCUCCCAGGGCUGCCCCGGCCCAGCUCCAGAGCCCAGCCAGCCUCCCAUGUGCCACGGCCGCCCGGAGGACCAUCCUUACACACAAGAUGAUUACAAAGAUAACCUGUAGAUUGGGAAAAUGUGUGUCCACUGUGGCAUGUAGGACCACCCAGGUGAGAAGAUUUCUGCAUGGUGCUUAUUUCAGGAUUCAGCCCUCCGUACAGGAAGCCCUGAUGGAGGGGAGACCAGUUGUAGCCUUGGAAAGCACCAUCAUUACACAUGGCAUGGCCUAUCCUCAGAAUCUGAGCAUGGCCAGAGAGGUAGAAAAAAUUGUAACGACAAAUGGAGCAGUUCCAGCCACUAUAGGUAUUUUAAGGGGUCAAAUCCACGUGGGACUCACAGAUGAGGAGCUUCAGUUCUUGGCAAGCAGUAAAAAUGUAGUUAAAGUGUCUCGGAGAGAUCUUCCUUAUGUCCUCAGCCAGGGCUUGUCCGGUGGCACUACCGUGUCUGGAACAAUGAUUGCAGCACACAAGGCAGGAAUCUGUGUGUUUGUGACAGGAGGCAUCGGAGGCGUCCAUCGGGGAGGAGAGAACACUCUGGAUGUGAGUGCUGACUUGACAGAGCUAGGACGAACUCCAGUUGCUGUUGUAUCUGCAGGAGUCAAGUCUAUCCUUGAUAUUGGCAGGACACUGGAAUAUCUGGAGACUCAGGGAGUCUGUGUGGCUGCCUUUGGGGAGUCGAGGGAGUUCCCAGCCUUCUUCUCACGCCAGAGCGGCUUCAAGGCACCGUAUCACGUCCAGGAUGAAGAGGAGGCAGCUAAACUCAUCGCCAGUGCCAUGGGGCUAGGCCUGAGCAGCGGGGUGCUGAUAGCAGUGCCCUGUCCCCAGGAGCGAGCUGCCUCAGGCCAGGUUAUUGAAGAAGCCAUCCAGCAAGCUCUCGGCGAAGCCAGGUCCAAAGGGAUUACAGGCAAAGAACUGACCCCUUUUAUGUUACAGAAGAUCAAUGAAUUAACCAACGGGAAAUCACUGGACUCAAACCUUGCUCUGAUCAAGAACAACGCCAGAGUGGGCAGCUGCAUUGCAGUGGCCCUGAGCAAACUGCAGAAAGCUACAAGGAAUGGGAACCUGCCUCGGCAAGAGGACACAACCCCACCUCAGCCAGUGGUGAUUGGAGGUAUCAACGUUGACUUUAUAGCCAAGGCGCAGAACCCUGUCAUUCUGGGUGGUGGGCAAACGAAUGCUGGAAGAGUGAGACGAACUUUCGGCGGCGUUGGAAGAAACUUGGCAGACUGCUUAAGCCGCCUCGGGCUGACUCCUCUCUUUCUGUCUGCUGUGGGGAAGGACGAACACUCAGAGUCCAUCCUGCACUACUGUCAGCACAUGGACAUGAGUACCAUCCUGCAGCUGGAGAGGCAGAGCACAGCCACUUACUGUGCGGUGAUCACCAGUGCUGGGGAGCUGAGCGUUGGCUUGGGAGAUAUGGACAUCCACCAGCAGAUAACAGAGCAAUAUGUGUCCCAGUUCAAGGAGAAGCUGUGCCGGGCCCCACUCAUCUGCAUCGAUGGGAACGUGCCUCUGUCCACUAUCCAGUACGUCUGCCAACUAGCUAGGGAGCAUCAGCUAGCAGUGUGCUAUGAGCCAACGGAUGAGAACAAGGCCUCUAAGCCAUUCCUCUCAGACAGCUGGAAAGCACUCACGUACAUUUCCCCCAACCUCCAAGAGCUAAGAGCAAUAAAUCGGACCCUUGGGAACCCUCUGCCAGCAGAGCUGCCGUCCCGGUUGGAGGACGUUAUCCAGACAGCCAUGGCCUUGGCCCGCCCUUUGCUGGCCCACCUGUGCUGCGUGGUGGUGACCCUGGGCGCUCACGGCGUCCUUCUCUGUGGCAAGAGCCUGGGAGGGAGCAUCUCGCUUCGUCCAGCAGCUCACGAGCAGCCUGCUGCUGCCAGCCUCUGUGCCACCCACUACCCUGCCAUCCAUAUCAGCAGGGAGGAGAUAGUCAAUGUCUCCGGAGCUGGUGACAGCUUACUGGCAGGCCUCCUUGCAGGGAUGCUCGCUAAGCACGACACAGACACCUGUGUCCGGAUGGGUCUGCUGGCCGCGAGCCUGUCCCUCCGCUCCUACGAGCCCAUUUCUCCAGCAAUCAGCGCUGCCACUGUCAGCUGGCAACAAGUCCAGGGCAAGACCUGGCCAGAGGCGAAGGUAUGGAAGAUGGACUAGGUCACCACGGCGCUCUCAGCCAUCACCUCCUCAAACUGUUUUGGAGUAAACCCUCAUGGAAGGAGGCCCCAGCUCAACAAAGUUCUUGGUAACGAGCAGCUGGUUUCUGACCUUUUGGACCUCCAGCUUCCCUGAAGCUCCACUCCUACGAGACUUUCUGUUGAGGGAACUUCCCCUUCCUCUACCUCAUGUCUGUGUUGUCCAUCAUCACGGUAGCUCUGUCACUGGCUCCCAGACCUCCAGGACCACGUCUCUUCAGGCGGGCCCGGCAGCAACACCCCCUCCUGCUGCUCACUCCUGGUUUCUGUGGUGGGCCACAGCCUGUGUUAAGCCUCAGCUGGCAGGAGCACAACGCUGUAGGACAUCCUCAUCGGUCUUCCCAAGCCAGCCAGCAAACGCUGCACUUUCUUGCUCUUUAUUAGCAAGGACAUCUACAUCUAGAUCAAUUUUGUAUGAAUCAGGUCUGGACCACAGCCUUUAGACAAGCAGCCAGUACAGCCUUACACCAGCUUCCACCGACUGGUGUCCAUGCUCAUCGUCGUAACAGCUGUGUGUGAAAAUACCUGUGCUUUAUUCGGGUUUCUUCAUUGUCUGUACCAAAACCAGCUCCCUGCCCUCCU
Anas platyrhynchos (mallard) is the source of this 2856-nucleotide messenger RNA. RefSeq lists its product as uncharacterized. Gene Ontology annotation, molecular function: pseudouridylate synthase activity; kinase activity; hydrolase activity, acting on glycosyl bonds. The record is from RefSeq and is a predicted model, not a curated record. Lineage: Eukaryota; Metazoa; Chordata; Aves; Anseriformes; Anatidae. Gene Ontology annotation, cellular component: cytoplasm.